UAUAGUGGGCCGCUUCGCUCGCUUUCUUCGCACCCUCCUCCUCGCCAUCUAAAACCCAAAACCCCUAACGCUUCGUCGUCUUCGUCCCCCAACUCUCCGCGCGCCUUCGCCAAGAAUUUUCUCGCCUUCUUUCCCAUCACUUUCUGGGAGAAAAGGGACCAAGAAAAGGAGGCGAGAAAGAGAGAGUAAAGGAAGCGAUGGUGAACCCAGAGGAAGCCGGCCUCCAGGUCUUGCGUCGCCUGAAAUCGACCGACCCUCCGAUAUGGCUCGCCCCCAAUCCCUCCCUUUCUCAGGAGACGCGAGCCGCCUCCCUCCACCUCUUCUCGUCCCUAAGACCCUUCUCCCCCAAGUCGCCGUUCGACCAGCUCCUGGUCGACGGGUUCGACGCCGAGCAAAUCUGGCAGCAGAUCGAUCUCCAGUCGCAGCCGCUGUUGUCGAGCUUGCGGCGGGAGCUGAGGCGGUUCGAGAAGGACCCAGAUGAAAUUUCGAAUCUUUUCGGGGACGGCGAGGGUUCGGAGGGGAAAGGGAAGGGCCUCGGGGGAGGCGGGGGUGUCGAAGGGAGUGGGCGUGGGGGCGUUGGUGAUUUGGGCGGUGUGGGCAUGGAGGUGGAUGGGUUUGAUGAAGUUGAUGAGGAUGGUGAUAGUGAUGAAGAGGAAGGUGUUGAAGAGAGAGGGGUUGAGGGUGGGGACAGUGAGGAGGAAGGGGAGGAAGAAACGAAUGAUGGUGGGAUUGAGGAUAAGUUCUUGAAGAUUAAGGAAUUGGAGGAAUAUUUGCAGAAAGACGAGGCUAGAGAAUAUGGUUUGGAAGAUGCCACCAAGAAGAAUAAGAAGGAGAAGAAGACGGUGAUGACUGACUCGGAUGAGGAAGAAGAAGAUGAUGAGGACGAGGACGAGGAAGAAGAAGGUGAUGAUGAUGAGCUCGACGAAUUUGAUGUUGAUGAUGAGGACGAUGAAGGCACGGACAAGCUGGGAAAGGCUAGAUAUGAAGACUUUUUCGGAGCUAAAAAGAAGAAAGUCACUCAAAGGAAACCUAAAUCGAGUGAUGGAUUAGGAUAUUCUACAGAUGAUGAAGAAGAAGAAGAAAAUGGGAGAGAUGGAAACAAGGGAAAUCAUAAUCUUUCUACCCACGAGAAGGAACUCUUGGACCUUAAAGCCAAAAUUGAGCAGAUGGAGAAGUCCAAUUUGGAGCCAAAAACAUGGACAAUGCAAGGAGAGGUGACUGCUGCAAAGAGGCCUAAGAACAGUGCUCUUGAAGUGGAUUUAGAUUUUGAACACAAUGCUAGGCCUGCACCUGUAAUCACUGAAGAGGUUACGGCUUCUCUUGAAGAGUUAAUCCGGAACCGGAUUCUUGAGGGGCAUUUUGAUGAUGUGGAAAAGCCUCCUGGUCUACCAACGAAAGCACCAAGAGAGCGUAAAGAACUGGACGAGAACAAAAGCAAGAGAGGGCUUGCUGAAAUAUAUGAGGAAGAGUAUGCACAGAGAACAAAUUUGGCUUCUGCCCCACUGUCUUUUUCUGAUGAGCUGAAAAAAGAGGCUAGCUUGCUGUUCAAGAAGGUGUCUUUGAAGUUGGAUGCUCUUUCUCACUUUCAUUUUGCUCCUAAACCUAUAAUUGAAGACAUGUCCAUACAAUCUAAUGUCCCUGCUCUUGCCAUGGAAGAGAUUGCACCAUUGGCAGUAUCUGAUGCAGCCAUGCUGGCACCCGAGGAGGUAUUUGCUGGCAAAGGCGACAUAAAGGAUGAAACAGAGCUAACACAGGCAGAGAGGAAGAAGAGGAGAGCUAAGAAGAAAAGGAUACAUAAAGCUGAGGCAACAAAAAGGAUGCCAAAGAAGGGUAGAGAAAUGUCACUGAAUCGCAGUGAAGGCAAAGAGGAGUAGAUACUGCGGAGGCUCCAUUUUAUGUCAAAGGUUUCCGUUUUCCUCUCAAACAAGAGUUGGGUAUAAUUGUAAUGUACCGAGAGUCAAGAGAAUGAGAGGGGAAGAAGAGAAUGGGUGGGCUCUUUUAGCGCUUCAUUGACCCAGCUCGAUGUCAAGGUCCACAAAGUUUUGAUUGGUUUGGCCUGAAGUACAGAGAGACAUUAAAAAUAGAUGGAAGAUCUUCUCUGGGGGAAAGCUAGAUAGUGUGAUUAUGGAAGCCACUCUACUUCAUGUUAGUUUUUUGAUUGAAAGGAGAAAUUUUGGAGGAAAAUCCUAACUCAAGAAUGUUGAUGCGUAAUCGACUAAUUUGUUUGUACCGGCCGUCUUUAGCUAAUUGUUGGAAUGCUUUAUCAUUAAUUUAUGAGCACCUGCUAUUGAAUCUCGAA
This is a messenger RNA of Syzygium oleosum, 2299 nucleotides long. Its product is annotated as M phase phosphoprotein 10. Gene Ontology annotation, biological process: rRNA processing. The coding region runs from base 198 to 1874 and encodes 558 amino acids. The record is from RefSeq and is a predicted model, not a curated record. Gene Ontology annotation, cellular component: sno(s)RNA-containing ribonucleoprotein complex; Mpp10 complex; nucleus. NCBI's taxonomy places the organism in Eukaryota, Viridiplantae, Streptophyta, Magnoliopsida, Myrtales, Myrtaceae. The transcript has 13 exons.